AAAUAAGUAAAAGCUUAUCAGUGAUGCUGAGGUUUGAGAAAGUUUUGCUGGGAAAAGUAUAUAUAGGAUUCCUUAGUUUCAAUGUCAGAGAAUUUUGAGGUUGUGGUAGAAGUUAGUAGCGAUUUAUUUUGUUUUUACUUGUAUAUUUUUCAUGGAAGUACAGAAUUGGGCAGAUCAUGACUGAUCGUACAUUUCAGCACAGUAGGUGGCAGCAUGUACUUUAAACGUUUGUUUGCGGACCGCCAUGAUAUCGAAGAAGAAGAAAGCUGGCCUUACUGAGACACAUUUCUUACCGGAACGUACUGAAUUAAAACAUUUCCUACACGGACUGUUUUGAGUGAUGCACAAUUAUUUAGAUUCCGACUGGUGUCCAACUUGCAGCGACGUCUUCCACAUUGUUUAGUGUCAGAGAAAGAGAGUUAUGAACGACUGGAGUCCAGUGGCAAAAGUCUACGACCCUCUCAAGGCGGGCAGCAUCGAUGGCACAGACGUGGAGCCCCAUGACCGGGCCGUCUGGAGAGCCAUGGUCGCCCGCUACAAACCCAACAAAGCCGUGGUGGGGGACCCGCUCCUCACUCUAUUCGUGGCCCGCUUAAACCCUCAAACAACGGAGGAGAAGCUGAAUGAAGUGUUUUCCAAUUACGGGGAUAUCCGCCGGCUGCGCCUGGUGAGGGACAUAGUGACUGGGUUCUCUAAAGGCUAUGCCUUCGUUGAAUACAAAGAGGAGAGGUCCGUGGUCAGGGCGAGGCGAGACGCCAACAAACUAGUGGUGGACCAAAGUGAGUUGUUUGUGGACUUCGAGCAGGAGAGGACCCUGAAGGGAUGGGUACCUCGUCGGCUGGGCGGAGGGCAGGGGGGCAAGAAGGAGUCUGGUCAGCUGCGGUUUGGUGGGAAGGACAGACCCUUCCGCAAACCCAUCAACCUUCCUGUCACCAUGAACCAGGAAUGGGGUGGUGGUAGCAGAGAGUGUGAGAGAGGAGGAGAGAGGGAGGAGCGCUACAGAGAUGGGUCCCUGAGCCGUGAGAGAGAGACUGAUUGGGGGAGUAAGGGGAGGAGAGAUGACCGAGACAGAGGGAGAGAGAGGGGUGUAGAAAGGGAGUACCACCGAGAGAGGAGGGAUAGGAGUUAUGAGCGGGAGUCGACGAGAGAGCGGGAGUCAACGAGAGAGCGGGUUGACAGGAGAGAGAGGGAUGACAGAAGACACAGGGAUGAUAAGUUCAGACACAGAGACAGGAGAUGAAACUCAGUGGUUCCUCUGACAUCUGAAAGGAUGCAUGGGUGGAGAGUGAGGUGGAGCAAGUAAUACAAAAACGUGUGGACUACAUUGGUCUUUUUUUUCUCACCUGGAUGGUGUGGACAUCUGUAACCUUCUGCUGGCCUGGCUCAGCAGGGUGUUAUUAUCUACCUGUUGUUCUUUAUGCAGUGAAUAAAGUUUGUUUUACAGUCUGA
This is a messenger RNA of Oncorhynchus masou masou (cherry salmon), 1449 nucleotides long. RefSeq names its product small nuclear ribonucleoprotein 35 (U11/U12) (gene snrnp35). NCBI's taxonomy places the organism in Eukaryota, Metazoa, Chordata, Actinopteri, Salmoniformes, Salmonidae. Gene Ontology annotation, molecular function: snRNA binding; mRNA binding. The transcript has 2 exons. Gene Ontology annotation, biological process: mRNA splicing, via spliceosome. Gene Ontology annotation, cellular component: U12-type spliceosomal complex; precatalytic spliceosome. The record is from RefSeq and is a predicted model, not a curated record. Bases 422 to 1240 code for a protein of 272 amino acids.